CGCCCAGCCUUCGAGGCAUGGGAAGGGAAUGAAGUCGAAUGCUGAGGAACCACCCGUGCCAGGUUGAACCCAGGGAUGAAAAUCCACGUGUCGAAAUCGUCAAACAUCUGUUGAACACGUGUCGAAUGGGCGUUCGCCUGGAAUGACGAAGGCGGGGCUUCUGGUUCGUAGCGCUUUGAGCCGCGUGUCAGCAGCCGAUUGUUGAAAGCGUGCGUCAAAGCCUUGGUGCCGGAGGCGAUUGUCGACUAAGAGCUUAGAAUGAAGGCGAAGGCGAGGCUCCUCGGUCGCAGCGGCAGCAAGAAGCGGCUCGUCGUGCCGCCGCCGACGGCCGCGGCGGAUGGCGCGGGGGACGCGGGGAAGGCGGAGGAGAGGGGGAAGGAGGCGGAGCGGGAGGAGGGGCGCGAGCGGGAGCGCGACCGCGGGCUGCUGGGCGUGCGGCGGAACAAGGGCGCUGGCGCGCGGUCGUGGCUGCGGAUCGACCAAUCAGGGCAGACGCAGGUGAUCGAGGCCGACAAGUACGCCAUCAUGCGGCGCUGCUCCAUCCCAGCGCGCGACCUGCGCAUUCUCGACCCGCUGCUGUCGUACCCCUCCACGCUGCUGGGGCGAGAACGAGCCAUCGUUGUAAAUCUGGAGCAUAUCAAGUGCAUCAUAAUGGCGGAGGAGGUGCUGCUGCUCAACUGGCGCAACUUCCAGGUGGCCAAGGUGGUGGAGGAGCUCAAAGCCCGCCUGCCAGCUCACCUCAACGCGGCAGGCCAGCAGGUGCUAGGCCAUGAGGGCAGCGGCCUCUCCCCCUCCCACCUCAUUCCUGCCCUCACUCUCUCGCCUCCUGCCCCCACCGCUCCCGCUCCUGCACCCACUGCCGCUGCUGCCACAUCAGCAGCUGUCACCUCAUCAGCUGCCACCUCAUCAGCUGUCACCUCAGCAGCUGCCACAUCACCACCCUUUGCCCCUGCAACAACCGUCCCUCUCCUCCCCUUUCCUCCCCCUCCACCUUCCUCUGCUGCCAUCGUUGCCAAUCUUGCUGCUGCUACAGCACCAGGCGCACCUACACUCACACCACCACCCACAGCACCACCCACAGCACCACCACCAGCACCUCCGGCAGCAGCGGCAGCAAUAGCAGGAGCAGAGGGCGUGGAGGGAGCGCCGCUGCUGGAAGCGUCGGCCAUGGCAUGGCGGGGGCCCAACGCGCUGCCGUUUGAGUUCCGCGCGCUGGAAGUGUGCCUGGAGGCAGCAUGCGGUACCUUGGAUGCUGAGACCACCCGAGUUGAGCAGGAGGCGUACCCAGCGCUGGACGAGCUCACAGCGUCCGUCUCCACGCUCAACCUGGAGAGGGUGCGCCAGAUCAAGAGCCGCCUCGUCGUCAUCUCCGGCCGUGUGCAGAAGGUACGAGACGAGCUAGAGCAGCUGCUGGACGACGACGAGGACAUGGACGAGAUGUACCUGACGGACAAGCUGCUGCAGCAGAGGCAGGCCGCCAUGGAGCAGCAGCAGGAGCAGGAGGAGAUGGCAGAGGAGGAGGAGCGGCAGCGCCUCUUGCUCCUGCAGCAGCAGCAGCAGCAGCAGCAGCACGUGCAUGGGAAGGGAGAGGAGCAGUUCAGUUUUGGCAUGGCGGCUCAUGCUGCUUUCUCUGCACCGGAUUUGGAUGGGAUGCCUUCUGAUGGAGAAGGCUCGGAAGGUGCAGGUUCGGAAAGAGCAGGUUCGGAUGGUGCAGGUUCGGAAAGAGCAGGUUCGGAGGAUGCAGGUUCAGAAGGUGUAGGUUCGGAACGUGUGGGGUCAGAUGGACAGGAAGUGCCGAUACUAGCUGUUGGUCAACCUGCACGUGCGAGCACAGCAUUGCAUCGCCCUCCCUCUCCUCCACUCCCCCGCCUCCCCCACCUCUCCAUCUCUACUGCCAGGGGCCGCUCCCACUCUCACUCCCACUCCCACUCCCGUGCUCACUCCCACUCACACUCGCACUCUCACCACCACGGCCACCACGAGCUGUCAGCGCACUCCCUCCCCAGCGUCGCCGAGCAUGGGGCAGACACAGCUGCCAGGGGUAGGGGUGGUGAGGAGGGGUCCGGAUCCGAAGGGGGGAGUGGUAGUAAAGGAAGCAGAGGCAGCCGCAGUCACAGCCACAGUCACAGUCGCAGCCAUAGCCGCGGCAGCGGCAAGAGCGGGAGCAGCAAGAGCGGGAGCAGCAGCAGUAGCAGCAGCAGCAGCAGUCGCAGCAGUGGCAGCAAGAAGUGGGAUGUGGAGGAGCUGGAGAUGCUGCUGGAGGCUUACUUUGUGCAGAUCGAAGGCACCCUCAACAAGCUGUCAUCGCUGCGGGAGUACGUGGAGGACACAGAGGACUACAUCAACAUAAUGCUCGACGAGAAGCAGAACAGCUUGCUUCAAAUGAACGUACUUCUAACGACGGCAACACUGUUCAUUUCCUUUUUCAUCGUUGUCACGGGGGUCUUCGGAAUGAACAUCGACUGCUCCUACUUCGACCCCGAGAACCCCUCCAACUACAAUGUGUUCUACUAUGUGGUGAUUGGGAGCACUGUAGCGUGCAUUGCAUCGUUCAUCUUGUCUGUGGUGUACAUGCGCAGCAGAGGGCUCAUUGUGCCAUCUGCAUGAAAUGGUUGAACUCCUUUGUUUAAAGCGUACGUUCUAUCAUAGUAAGG
Messenger RNA from Closterium sp. NIES-67, 2654 nucleotides. NCBI's taxonomy places the organism in Eukaryota, Viridiplantae, Streptophyta, Zygnematophyceae, Desmidiales, Closteriaceae. The record is from the annotation of a GenBank genome assembly.